Triticum dicoccoides is the source of this 801-nucleotide messenger RNA. Its product is annotated as histone H2A.4. Gene Ontology annotation, molecular function: structural constituent of chromatin; protein heterodimerization activity; DNA binding. NCBI's taxonomy places the organism in Eukaryota, Viridiplantae, Streptophyta, Magnoliopsida, Poales, Poaceae. The record is from RefSeq and is a predicted model, not a curated record. Gene Ontology annotation, cellular component: nucleosome. The transcript has 2 exons. The coding region runs from base 91 to 498 and encodes 135 amino acids.
UGCGUCUCUCUCGCCUCCACCGCCUCCUGUCCCCUCGCGCGUUCCGCCUCCCAGUUGCGGCUCCCGUCGUUCCCCUCCUCGGUUGCUGAGAUGGCCGGUCGUGGGAAGGCAAUCGGCGCCGGCGCGGCCAAGAAGGCGACGUCCAGGAGCUCCAAGGCUGGGCUGCAGUUCCCCGUGGGAAGGAUCGCAAGGUUCCUCAAGGCCGGCAAGUACGCCGAGCGCGUCGGCGCCGGCGCCCCCGUCUACCUCGCCGCCGUCCUUGAGUACCUCGCCGCUGAGGUCUUGGAGCUGGCCGGAAACGCCGCCAGGGACAACAAGAAGACACGUAUCGUGCCCCGCCACAUCCAGCUCGCCGUGCGCAAUGACGAGGAGCUGACCAAGUUGCUUGGCGGCGCCACCAUCGCCAGCGGCGGUGUGAUGCCCAACAUCCACCAGCACCUCCUCCCCAAGAAGGCCUCUUCCUCCAAGGCGUCCACCGUCGAUGACGACGACAACUGAGGCCCUGACCUGUUCCUCGCUGCCACCGCCUGCACCAUGGAUUAAAUUUGCAUCACAAAAGACGAAGGAGUUUCUUGUUCGUACUCGUAGGAUUUAGUGUCUUGGUUUUCAGGAGAGUCCCGGAUGGCUUGGUAUUAGGAAAAUUUCUAGUUUGGUGGUCGGAUUAGUUGCUUUCAUCCCAUGGCUGUGAAUAUGGCAAACAAAUUUUCGGGUGUUUAAACUCAGAUGUAAGGCUGCUUGAUCCUGUCCGGUUUCUAUGGCUGAAGAAAUUGAAAGGAACUCAACUUUAAGCUUACUACCAAA